Colletotrichum phormii is the source of this 1331-nucleotide messenger RNA. RefSeq names its product family 61 glycosyl hydrolase. The coding region runs from base 213 to 1142 and encodes 309 amino acids. The record is from RefSeq and is a predicted model, not a curated record. The transcript is spliced from 3 exons. Gene Ontology annotation, molecular function: cellulose binding. Gene Ontology annotation, cellular component: extracellular region. Gene Ontology annotation, biological process: carbohydrate metabolic process. NCBI's taxonomy places the organism in Eukaryota, Fungi, Ascomycota, Sordariomycetes, Glomerellales, Glomerellaceae.
CGCCCAAGUUUUCAAGAUAUUGAAUUUGGAAUGAGAAUCUCCCUUCGAUAUCCACAAAAUGAAAGGCUACGAUUGUCGUAGGUUUGACACAUUCCGCGCGUACACACUCAAUAUAAGGAUGGUGGAUCAUCGUCAAAGUAAGCUUGAUUGAAGUAGCCAUCAACCGCCCUAUCGAAUUUCCAGCAAGUGCCAACGGCGCAAAUACUUUGAUCAUGAGACCCUCGAGCGUUUUCUUCGGCCUUGUUACCGCUGUGUCGGGCCACACGAUCUUCCAAAAGCUCUCUAUUAAUGGAGCUGACCAGGGAUCAUUGAAGGGGGUUCGCGCGCCUUCAAGUAACAACCCCAUUCAAAACGUCAAUGACGUUGGCUUUGCCUGCAACAACAACAUCCAGUACAAGGAUAACAACAUUGUGUCCAUCGCCGCCGGUGCAAAGGUCGGUGCUUGGUGGGGGCACAUCAUUGGAGGUGCUCAAGGCACCAACGACGCCGAUAAUCCCAUCGCCGCGAGUCACAAAGGUCCUAUCGUUGUCUAUCUGGCCAAAGUCAGCAACGCCGCCAGCACUGGCACAACUGGCCUCAGCUGGUUCAAGAUUGCCGACUCUGGCCUGAGUGGAAGCACAUGGGCCGUGGACACCAUGAUAGCCAACAAUGGCUGGCACUACUUCACCCUUCCCUCAUGUGUCGCUCCUGGGGACUACCUCCUGCGCGUUGAGAUCAUCGCCCUCCACUCCGCCUCGACACAGGGAGAGGCCCAAUUCUACAUGGAAUGCGCUCAAAUUCGGGUUACUGGUUCAGGUACCAAUGCCGGUUCCAACACUGUCAAGUUUCCCGGCGCCUACUCCGCGACCGACCCAGGCAUUCUCAUCAAUAUUUACGACAACUCCGGGAAGCCAACGAACGGUGGCCGCUCAUACACAAUCCCGGGUCCUUCGGUCCUCAGCUGUUCCGGUUCCGGAAGUGGCAAUGCUUCCCCUCCUGCCUCCAGCUCUCCGCCUGUGUCGAGCUCUCCUCCGUCCAGCAGUGGCGGCAAGACUGUUGCUUUGUAUGGGCAGUGCGGCGGUCAAGGUUGGACUGGCGGUACGACAUGCUCGCAGGGAACCUGUAAAGUCUCGAACCAGUACUAUAGCCAGUGUCUGCCUUGAAGCCUGAGUUCAGAGAGUCUCUGUAAGAAAUGGCCGAUGAUGGUCUUCAAGAUUCAACUUUUCAAGCUGCCUACUGGUUGGUGGUUACUUUCCGUACAAAGUCGAUUUUCAAUCGAAUACUUCGGAUUCUCAUAACCUUUAGAAACAAAUAGACAAGUUGCUGGACGAGACAUAACCAUUAUCUAAUGA